ACCGGGGAAGCCGCGCCGAGGGGCAGGGGCCGCCGACAGCAAAGGGGGUAGUGAGUGGCGGGGCUGGGCCCGGCCCCUCAUGGUUGGCGGUGAGGCUGCUCGGGCUUCCCGGCGCUUGCUAGGCCUCUUAAAGGGACUGCGUCCCAUUUCUCCGGUAGUGGACCACGUGCUCCCGGCGCGGACCCCCCCCCUCGCAGGAGCUCCCGAAGACGGGUCAGAGGGGGCACAAUAUGGGGCUGAGGUGCGCCCUCCCCUGUGUGCCACACCCGAAAGAGGGGCUCCAAAGGGCGGGGAGAGCCUGGGCUGGUUUGCGCAAAUGUGGGUCGGAGGGGCUCCCACACCCCACCACGCCUGUCUCUCUCUGUGGUGUGAACAGGCCGCCCCCUUCCUGCGGCUCUCUACCUCGGCGGACGCCCCCCGCCCUCACCCCAGAGCAGGAAAUAGACAGGCGAUUGGAAAAGAAGCUAAAAAUCACCCAAAAGGAAAGGAAAUCCAAGUCGCCCCCCAAAGUGCCGAUUGUGAUUCAGGACGACAGCCUUCCCUCAGGGCCCCCUCCGCAGAUCCGGAUCUUAAAGCGGCCCACGAGCAACGGGGUGCUUAGCAACCCAAACGCAGCCAGCCGGCCAGCUUUCCCAGUGAAGACUCUGGCCCAGAGGGAGGCUGAAUACGCGGAAGCUAGGAAGCGAAUUCUGGGCAGCGCCAGCCCAGAGGAGGAGCAAGAGAAACCGAUCCUUGACAGGCCCACAAGGAUCUCUCAGCCGGAAGAGGCCAGGCAGCCCAGCAACGUGAUCAGGCAGCCACUGGGCCCAGACGGUUCACAGGGUUUCAAGCAACGCAGAUAGGCAUGGCUGGCUGACUUCACGACAUGAAAGCAGCCUCUUCUCCCAGCCUGGGUUGCCCUGUGGCAGACAAACAGACCUGAGCAAGGGAAAGCUCCUUGGGUGACUUGCACUGUGAUCUCCCCUCCUCCCCCCCCCUUUGCUCUGCCUUUCAUGCCCUUCCAUCCCACGCACUGUGACUGGGAUUGGCAUACCAUGGAGGAGGGGGGCGGGGGGCAGGGCAGGCGUCUCUCUCCUACAAUGCGCUAGGCUGCACGUGUGGCCACACCUGCCAAAGCCAGCACCACCACCAGCAAUAAUAAUAAUAAUAUUAAUGUCUGCAGACGGGUUCACCCGGGGUUGGAAGCGCAAGUCAGGAUUCUGCUUCUGGAAAUGUGCAUGUUUCUCUGUCUUGCUUCAGAGCAAGGAGCGGGCAGGGAUGGGUAGGCGGGAUGUGUGCACAGAUUUGUGUUUGCUUGCUUUCUGGGAAUUGGAUGAUGGCGUCAAAGUCAAGUGCAUGGGGAGGAGGAGGAGGAAGGGCGUGUGUUAGCUGUUUAACAUGUUUAUCUCAGAAGCGGUAGUUGGUAGUGUUUGAAAAGAAGUGAAUUUUGAAGAGCUUGCACAAAAGUUGUUGGAUAGAAGAUUUGGCACGCGAGGCUUCUCUCGUCCACUGCUGCUGAGCGGGUGGAAUGGGUUCUCGGCUUGCUGUUCCGGGCACCAGUGCUUCUGCACCUGCGUGGUGAGCUUUGGUGAGUCCUCUUGCUUGGGGUAAAAUGGCUUGACGUGCACUCCUGGCCUCGAGGGAGGGGGGCCAUUGGCCAGUGCCUGCCUUGCCUGCUUGUGCUGCUUCCUGGCAGAGGGAGGGAGCUUUUUGCCACUAGGACUAUGAGCUAGACCUUAGACUAGUUUAGUUCCAGACUGGUGAGGCCACAAAGAGGGAUAGAGGGAGCCCUGUGGCCAAACAAUGCUUGUGCUGGCCGGAUUCGUAAGCCAGGGCAGGCGAGCUGUGAGCCUUUGGCCAAGAGCUUGGCCUUGUCACUCCAGAUGUGCUUCCAGUUUUGCCUCUGGGAAAUUUGCCCCUAGAAGGCAAAGGAACUGGGCCCCAACAAUGCCUGUCAUGGGGGGGCGGAUAAGGGAUGGUCUCCUUACCUUGGAAAGCAGGAGGGUGCCAGGAUAAGCUGCAUGUCUAACUGGAUGCAGAAACGUGUUUUCAGGUGGCACCAAGUGAGAGCUCAGAUGGACAAGGGGCCGCUUUUGCAUUUUCUGCAUUUUCCUUGAGCCACGAGGAGAGUGUGGUUGGGCCAAAUCCACUGGAGGCGCUGGCAAUGUCAGUAGGGUUCCUGCAUGCUGGCAAGGGUCCGUUGUGUUGUAGAUGCUCCUGAGAGUCGAACCGGCUGGGCCUUUCCCAUCCUCUCUCGCAGCCAUAUUGGGGGUGAGGGCCUUAGGCCCCGUCCCACCUUCAAGUGACCAUGGGCCAGCUUGCUUCACUGUGUUUCCAGAGUCUGCCUUUUUGUUCUACUCCCUGCUUUUGGAGGACGUCAGAGGGGUGGGACGCUGCUUUGGCUUCUUUGGGUCAAGUGUUGGGCACACAGAACCUACCGCACCUCCUCUUGUGCUGGAACGGAAGUGGAACAUCCGGGGGGGAGGGGGGUGUCUCUUUGUACAUCAACCCAUGAAAUGUAUAAAAAUACUGCAAAAUAAAUAACUGGUCAAAAGAGUAAUAAUAAAUAAAUAAACAAACAAACAAACGACCUGUGUAUAAAAAGUGAAAAACAUGCCAGACAGUUGCUGUGCUGAAUUUGCUCCCUUCCAGCCGGCCUUGUUCUGUCAGCAGUGCCCUCUGGCCCAAAGGAGGGUUGCUUGGCAUCACUCCCUGUUUUGAUUGAAGAUGUUAGCUGCUGACAGCAAGAUUACCUCCUUUUCCUCCUCCUCUCAAGCACUGGGAAAGCUGGACACCUUUUCUACAGGACCUGCCACUGGGAUUGCUUUUGCAACAUGCCUCUUGCUUUUUGUUUCAGGACCCAGCAAGGGAGGUGAUUUGGGUGGGAGAGAAAAAUUCAUCUCUUCCCCCCUACCCCACCAAUUUGGAAGCAAGUGGGGUAAGAAGUCUGUGCACAAUAAGUGGGUGGAGUCACCCUUUCCCUUCCCACUGCUUUAGGUUGCAGCCUGGCUGGGAAAAUGUUUUCUCCUGCUGUUGUUGCUGCUGCAUCAGACUCCUCUGUUCUGCCUGCCUCCUUUCCUCUCCUUAUAUGCAGUCUCUUCUCCCCCCUACCCAUCUCAUGAGCUGUACUGAACUCCUUGCUGGUUGCUCCCAGGAGAAACGUCCAGGCCCCACCCACACGAAAGGUGCUAGGAAAGGCCGCUACUGUGCCCUCCCUGCUAGCUUUGUCAUUGCCAAAGGGCGAGGGGGAUGCAGCCAUCCUAUGGGCAAAGAGGUGGUACCCUUUUCAUUGUCUGCCAUUGGAUUUUUUUUUUUGGCAUGGACAAGGGGUCCGUUGUCUUGUCCAGGAAUCAGGGCUGGCAUAAGUUUAAGGGCCAUGUGUGUAUGUGCGUUAGGGUCACUUUUUAUGAGGCGUGCAGGUGUUUCCAAGUGCCAAGCAAAGAGGCUGCACCUGCCCACAACAGUCCUACAUAUUCAGAUAAACAUUUUAUAAAUUGUACUUUAAAUAAAUGCGUUAACUUUUAA
This is a messenger RNA of Rhineura floridana, 3504 nucleotides long. It is a transcript of the gene SZRD1, whose product is annotated as SUZ RNA binding domain containing 1. Bases 231 to 842 code for a protein of 203 amino acids. The record is from RefSeq and is a predicted model, not a curated record. NCBI's taxonomy places the organism in Eukaryota, Metazoa, Chordata, Lepidosauria, Squamata, Rhineuridae. The transcript is spliced from 4 exons.